AGCGACUUUUGUGCAAUGUGCAAUAUGGCCGAGGACAAUGGCAAGGGUGCUUGUUACGGUUUUCGGAUUUUACCUUAAAUUGUGCGGUAUAAGUGUUUAUUGAGUGUAGUAUAACGAUUACGUCUGUUAUAUUUCCCGAAUACGCUUGUCACAAAUAUGAUGGCUGCAGCUAUACAGGAGAAUGGGCUGCAGUUAUUACCAAAUGGAAACCUAGCCCACAAUAUAGGUAAUGUUGAGCCAGAGACGGAGCCUGAUGGGACUUCCCAGCGUCUCAUGCCUGCUGAAGGCCCUCAGCAGCCUAUCGCACAGGCUGAAAAUCAGACUGACAGUGGUGAAACACCUGAAAUAGACAUUGUAAUAAACAAUGUGGUUUGCAGCUUUAGUGUGAGGUGCCAUCUCAAUCUACGACAGAUUGCACUGAAUGGUGCCAACGUUGAAUAUAGGAAAGAGAACGGGAUGAUAACCAUGAAACUUAGGAAGCCAUACACAACUGCAUCCAUGUGGUCUUCUGGUAAAAUAACUUGCACUGGGGCAACAAGUGAAGAACAAGCAAAAAUUGCAGCAAGACGUUUUGCAAGAUGCUUACAGAAACUUGGUUUCAACACUAGGUUCAACAAUUUUAGGGUAGUAAAUGUGCUAGGCACAUGUUCCAUGCCAUUUGCUAUUAAAAUAACAGCAUUUUCUGAACGCUACAAAGAGACUGCUGAUUAUGAACCUGAGCUUCAUCCAGGUGUUACAUAUAAGCUUAAACAGCCAAAAGCAACACUCAAAAUAUUUUCGACUGGUAGCAUCACAGUAACAGCACCAAGUGUUGCUGAUGUUCAGGCAGCCAUAGAGCGUAUUUUUCCUCUAGUCUAUGAAUUUCGUAAGGAGCGUACAAAAGAAGAUUUACUUGCAAUGGAGUGGAAGCGCAGAGGACAGAAACGGAAACGCAGUUACACGCACAUAGAGAUUGAAGAACCAGAUGGUUUUGAGGACCCCUUGAUGGACACGGAGGAUGAUGAUGAAAAUUAUGACAGUGAAAAAAGCUGGGAUUGAACUUCCAAAUUUGUGGAGUGUUAUUGAGGAAAGUGUGGAAAACUGAUUGUGUAAACUCAUAUCAUGGAAAGACUUGUGCUGCAGACUGAAGUGUGUUUGUAGGAAAUACAUGAUUGUAUAAAGUGCAUGUGAUUUGAAUUAUGAGCAGUAAGUGUCCAGAGCAUUUUCAAAAAUGAAAUGAGAAGUAACAUUUUCAUGUAUAUUGUUACUUUUAAUUUACUUGCACAGUGUUAGAAUGCCUUGAAUGUGCUUGCUAUAAUACUCAUUAUUUAUGACCGCAUUUUUUUUUUGCAGUCUCAUCACAUCAUAAUGUUAUUUAUUUACAUUGCAUGUUAAAGAAAUCACCUUUAUAAAUAAACUUGCAUAAGUUUUUUGCAGAAUGCACAUUUGUAAACUUUACUCAUGCAAGUGUUUAUCAUUUGUAAGUUAAGAGUAGUUUAUGGCAUUCUGAGUCACAAAAGAUGACUGCAGUUAAAAAAUAAGUGGGAACAAAAAUUAUUUACAUUUUGCAGAAAGUGUUUAUAGUGUUGUUUGUGAACAAAAGAUGUAUUACUCAUGUUGAAAUAAAUUGCUUCUGUACAGUUUUGAAUGAGGCAAUAGUGUGCAAAACAUGUAAUCAACCCUUGUACAAAGAAAAUACAAUCUAUUAUUAAGAUUCAUUUUAUAAAGUAAUUUGUGACUGAAAUUUUGUUUUAGACUUCAGAUUGACGUGUACGAUAAGGAAGAAGCGAUUUCAUUCAAUGCAUUGGUAACUGCAAUAAAUGUGACUGCCUGUUUCUGUGUUAACCAGUGCCAGUGAUGUAUUCCAAAUAUAAACAAACUAUUGUGUGUGUUCGUGGUGUUAAGUGUUUUCAUUUUAAUUGUUAUUUAACAAGAGUUUUUUGUUACAUAUUUUACUUCAGACAGUAAGAAACAGGAUGAUAUUGAAGAGUUUGUGAUACAGCUGCUACUGCUAAACCAUAACCGAAGUGGUUUUUGUUCCACCGCAUUUGUGAAUGUCUUCACUAUUAGUCAUUUAGUGAAUUUUUGUAUUUGUUCACCAGUUACUUAAUAAUAUAUCAAUAUAUGCUGUAA
This is a messenger RNA of Schistocerca piceifrons (Central American locust), 2112 nucleotides long. RefSeq names its product TATA box-binding protein-like 1. The record is from RefSeq and is a predicted model, not a curated record. The coding region runs from base 157 to 1038 and encodes 293 amino acids. Gene Ontology annotation, molecular function: DNA binding; general transcription initiation factor activity. NCBI's taxonomy places the organism in Eukaryota, Metazoa, Arthropoda, Insecta, Orthoptera, Acrididae. The transcript is spliced from 5 exons. Gene Ontology annotation, biological process: DNA-templated transcription initiation.